AUGUGCUCCCGCCAGGAGAAGGACCAGUGCCACCGGCAGCAGCGCCAGAGCAGCGGUGGCUGCCACAGCUCCAGUGGGGGCGGCUGCCACAGCUCAGGGGGUGGCGGCUGUCACAGCUCCGGUGGCAGCUCUGGGGGCUGCCACAGCUCCGGUGGUGGUGGCUGCCACAGCUCUGGUGGUGGCGGCUGUCACAGCUCGGGCGGUGGUGGCUGUCACAGCUCCGGUGGCUCCGGCUGCCACGGGAAGCCGCAGAUGCAGGUCCAGCAGCAGCAGCAGCAGCAGGUGCCGCAGAUGCCCCAGCAGAAGAUGAAGUGA
This is a messenger RNA of Passer montanus (Eurasian tree sparrow), 315 nucleotides long. Its product is annotated as keratin-associated protein 5-4-like. The record is from RefSeq and is a predicted model, not a curated record. NCBI's taxonomy places the organism in Eukaryota, Metazoa, Chordata, Aves, Passeriformes, Passeridae. Bases 1 to 315 code for a protein of 104 amino acids. Gene Ontology annotation, molecular function: structural constituent of skin epidermis. Gene Ontology annotation, cellular component: cornified envelope. The transcript has a single exon.